Paramisgurnus dabryanus is the source of this 973-nucleotide messenger RNA. The record is from RefSeq and is a predicted model, not a curated record. Lineage: Eukaryota; Metazoa; Chordata; Actinopteri; Cypriniformes; Cobitidae.
UUUAGAAGAAUGGCAGAAACCGCUCCAGCUCCAGCUGCUCCACCGGCCAAAGCGCCCAAGAAGAAAACUGCAGCCAAGGCGAAGAAAACGGGUCCGAGCGUGAGCGAGCUCGUCGUCAAAGCUGUGACAGCCUCCAAGGAGAGAAACGGCGUGUCCCUCGCUGCCCUGAAGAAAGCGCUCGCCGCCGCCGGCUACGACGUAGAGAAGAACAACUCCCGCGUCAAGAUCGCCAUCAAGGGUCUGGUAACUAAAGGCACAUUGGUUCAGACUAAAGGAACCGGCGCGUCUGGCUCAUUCAAGCUGAACAAGAAGCAAGCAGAGACCAAGAAGGCCGCUCCUAAAGCAAAGAAACCCGCAACCAAAAAGCCCGCAGCUGCCAAGAAGCCCAAGGCUGCAGCAGCAAAGAAGACCGCCGCAAAGAAAUCUCCGAAGAAGGUGAAGAAGCCCGCUGCCACAGCCGCUAAGAAGGCGACAAAGAGCCCUAAGAAGGCAACCAAGAGCCCCAAAAAGGCAAAGAAGCCUGCGACUCCUAAGAAAGCAGCAAAGAGCCCCAAAAAGGCGAAGGUUGCGAAGCCCAAGACGGCAAAGCCUAAAGCGGCCAAGCCUAAAAAGGCCGCACCCAAAAAGAAGUAAAGUCACCAGCUGAGGUGUUUUGCUCUGGAAACAAACGGCUCUUUUAAGAGCCACCCACCAUCUCACAAAAGAGUUUCAUAUCUGCAUGUAAUGAUUUUUUUUUUUUAACUUUACUGUAGUUUUAUUAGAAUUUUUAAAUGAUCCUGUGUGAGAGCUGAUAUUGAAUGGUCAAAUACUAGGGUGGAUAAUUUCUAGUGGAUUAUUUAAUUUCACAAUAUUUAACAUCAUAAAAAACCCUUCAUUCAUAAAGGGUUUUGCCAGUGGUAAAUCAAUACACCAAAAACACUACUACAAAAACUUAACUUUUGUGAGAGUUUGGCGAAUCUGUUUUCUUGAAUAU